Temnothorax curvispinosus is the source of this 5741-nucleotide messenger RNA. RefSeq lists its product as uncharacterized. Gene Ontology annotation, cellular component: membrane. NCBI's taxonomy places the organism in Eukaryota, Metazoa, Arthropoda, Insecta, Hymenoptera, Formicidae. The record is from RefSeq and is a predicted model, not a curated record. The transcript has 22 exons. Gene Ontology annotation, molecular function: G protein-coupled receptor activity. The coding region runs from base 507 to 4913 and encodes 1468 amino acids.
CCGUGAUAAGAGGCGAGAGGGACGAAGGACAUCAGUAUCCAACAUCGGCGCGCGUGACCUCGGUCGCGAGCAGUUGCAAGGUCGUGCUAAGGUCGUUUAUCGAGGUGUCUCCCUAGUCCCUCGCCACCGCCUCCGCCGCUCCUCCUGUCGAAAUUGUCGAGCCGCGAAUCGCGCAUUUCGCGUUCCUCGCGAAUCUCUCGACAAUGUAGUCGAUCGAGAGAUGCGUAGGACACCCCCCCCAUCCACCGAGGUUCGCGCUUUUGCGCGGUAUUCGGUUCGCGGGUAAGCCCAACUGAGCGCAACAUUUCUGAUAUCGACGUCAUCAUGCCGGAAAGAACCCCGUUGAUGCGGAAAGAAACCCCGCGGAGGGCGAUAGCCGAUUGAACGACGAAGAGAAGAUAUAUAGAGUCGUUAACCGACUCGCGAAAGGUCGUUCACUUGGAGUUGGAGGUGUCGCAGCAACGUCUCGCUCGAGCCGCGGGCAAGGUGAAAAAGAUUCGGCGAAGAUGAAGACGACCGUGUCAGGCGUUUCUCUUCUUCUGGGUCUCCUCUGCGUCAAUCUUCCGGGUGUCACCAUGGACGCUGACCCGUUCUGUGGUGGUCACUUGGCCGGCUCCAGGGGUGUUAUACACACGCCGAAUUUCCCCGGACCGUUUCCGAUUCCGAUCAAGUGCCGCUGGGUGAUCGACGUGUCCGACAUCCCGUCGACCAACAGCUCCAUCGUUGUCUACCUGACGCAGCUCUACGUCUACAAGGGGCUGCGCUUCACCGAGUACGCGUACUACGAGUCCGAGACCAUGAACUACGGGGCGGCCCUGGUUAAAGAGGUGACCGAGGGUAACGUCUUCGAGUACCGACGCCUCAGGACGUUCAGGCAGUUCCUGGUGGUCGAGUUCGAGCUCGAUCGGCUCGAGGGUAAUCACGUCAGAGUGCUGAAUGACCUGCUUGACGUGUAUGGAUUCAACGUGACGUACGAGAUGACCGAGGAACACCCGAAUCCCGAUUCGUGCACUGUACGUGAUUGUUCCUUCGCGGGCAACUGUCUCGUCUCUACGGAUUACACGUCCUUCUGGUGCGAUUGUUUCGAUGGUUUUAGCGGAAGGAGCUGCAACGAAGGUCCGUUGUGUUUUAACGACGAACAUAUUCCAGUUUGCCAAAACAAAGCUACAUGCAGGCAAAUUGGGGCAGAAGCAAUGCACUGUGAUUGUCCGGAUGGUUACGUUGGGCACAAUUGCGAAACUCGUCUUUUAGACACCUCAGACACCGAAUGCGCAUCGGAGAAUUGCAUACUGCAAUGUCCUGUUGACGAGCAGGAGCAACCGUGCACUUGUAAAGACGGCACAAAGAUAUACAACAAUCGAUCGAGGUACGAAUGCAGAAUCAAGUUGUCGAACGUUACGUCUCUCCGCACGGGUCUGAUAUCUCAACAGGGAAGUUUGGAAUUAUUUGUCAGCAAGCAGCUUGCAAGAUACUUAAAGAACUCCAAUAUCACUUCCAUGGAGGAAUUAAAAAUCCUGAACGUGACACCAACGGCCGAAGUUACUUUUCAUUUUUUCGGGCAUUCCGACGACGGUGAUAAAAUUCGCGAGUCCCUCAAUCGACUCGUGCAGCGUCGACGUCUCAGUGAAAUUGCGUUGGAGUCCACGCACUUCACCUUCCAACAAAAGCCCGCGCUUAAGUUACAGAGUCUCCGUAUUAAUCAAGUAAACGAUUACGAGGUUCACUUGGGAGAGCAAAUCGUUUUGUCGUGCGCUGCUCAAGGAAGCUACAGCAUAGAUUUCAUCUGGUACAAAGAUAGCAUGUUGGUGAAUAUGAGUAAAGCUGUCAGAGAAAUUCGAAUUAAUCGUAUGCCGAAUGAUGGAUCGGAUGUAUACACGUCGGUGCUGACGAUCGACAAGGCGACUCUGCUCGACGCCGGUCAAUAUACGUGUCAGGUAGUUGACUGGGGUGUGCAGCAAUGCAAAGGUAUCUACAUCGAGGUCAGGGAUGAGCCGGACGUGAAGGUGGUGCCGAUGAGCGCCACUAUAGAGAAAGGCAAUGAUAUACAGCUGACCUGCAUGACUCCCAACAUGCGUAACAUCGGGAUCGGAUUCGGUUGGACGAAGAAUCGCGCCUUGCUCAAACUGGAGCCCGGUCGAGCGGUUUGGGAGGAUCUGUAUCCAGCGGGUAGCAUUCUAAAGAUCACUAACACUCAGAAAUCGGCAAUUUACACCUGCAACGUAGCGCACAAGUCCAUGUCCGUGCGAGUCGAAGUCAUGAAUCGAACAUUGAUACCGAUAUGCUUCAAAGUGAAGUCUUGGGGUUUGCAAUGGCCGGACACUGCACCUGGAUCAGAGGCGUUGCUAGAGUGUCCUCGGUAUUUCGUAGGCCGACGAGUGUCCAGGCUUUGCUCGAUGAAAGACGCUACCACACCCGAAUGGCAAAUACCUGAUUUUUCGUCCUGCUUAUACGAACCGUUGAUUUUACCGUAUAAUAAUUUUCGAAGUCUGACAUUGGGUUACCAGAAAACCACGAGUUUGGACACGAUCCUCGCCUUUAGGGAGAUCUUGCGCAAACGUACACUGCCGCUCUAUCCUGGCGAAGGCGAUCGUAUAAUGAGCAUGUUGGCAGAAAUCGAACGUUAUCAGCACAGUAUCGAUCCACAAGAUGCAUACACGUCCGCGGAGGCUUUGACUCACAUAAUAAAUCGCAUACUGGACGAUGAAUACUCAAUCUUGAGUCAAGAGAAACUAUCGAUGUUGCUUCAGCUUACGCAACGCAAUUUAAUCCACUGGUCCAAACAGCUGAAAGAUGUAUAUAAACAUCUGUCUCUAUCGUCCAUGGUUGUAGAUAUUCAGCAACUGCAAUCUCAAAGUGGAGACAGUAUAACGCAUUCCCUUCAAAUACCUUCGUCCGAUUAUAUAUAUCCUGAUUGGUACGAAGACAAAGUAGCUAUAAGAUUAUGGAAGAAGAAGCAGCGCAAUGUAAAAUCUAAUAACACAUUUACCGGAAUAGUUAUCGUGUACAAAAACAUGUCGCGAUUUAUACCAACAGCAUACGUUAAGGAACUCGAUGACGGUACAGACUUAGAAUUUCGCAUCAAUUCUCGAGUGAUUGCUAUCGCGGUGCCCUCCUUUGGCGCUGAUAAAUAUAACAAGAUAUGGGUUGAUCUGCAAAUACGGCAUUUACAAAAUCAGACGAGCUCCUGGAACACGUCCUGCGGCCUGAUAGAUAACACUGGAUCGUGGGAUCUCAAUACUUGCAUAGCAAAUACAGUGUCCGGCGAUGUGAUGACGCAUUGUUUGUGCCCUACUACGGGGACAAUAGCUGUUUUCUUGACGACCCGCGCAGUAAAAGUAGUGCUGGCGAAAACAGAGCAGACCACGUUUAUCAUAAUAUUCGGAUGCAGUAGUUGCCUCAUUCAGUGCUUGCUGUCUGCUUUGAUACUAGGUGCUUUUUGGUGGAAGCACAAAAGCUGGCUGAAUUUUCUAAAACUCCAGUGCUGCGGUGCAUUGAUAGGCGCGAUGGCCAUCUUUAUUUACGCCGUCCACACUAAUCUUCCGGAAUCAUCUUACUCGCUCGUGGCAAUAGGAUUAGAGGCGUUCCUCCUCGUGGGCAUGUCCGCGCCUAUUUCCGAAGCUCUAAUAGUAUAUGCCGAGCUCACACAAAUUCGACCGAGCCAACAUCUCCAGCCGACGGUGAUCGCCGUGAUAACUGGGGUCCCGAUCUUAGCUGUAUUUGCAACCGAAUUAACGCAUAAGAGUACCGGAUUGCGGCACGAAUCCUGGUGGCUCAUAUAUGGCAGCGGCGUCUACAACAUAUUUGUCAGCUGCGCUACAAUGAUGUUUUUAGUAUUCAUGCUGCUGUACAUGGGGGUGCUCCACAAGGUCCACACAUUAGUGGAAGAGAACGUGAUGAAGAGAGAAGCUAUAGAAGCGAGAAUACGAAUACUGCACCGUGCGGCUAUCGUCAUAUGCGGCAUCGUCGCCAUGGAGGCAUCCUCUAUUUUCUAUAUAAAUUCAUCAUCCGUUAUUUUCCACUACGUAUUUGCGUCCUUAUCUUUCGCCCUGGGCUUCAGUAUAAUAAUCGUAUACAUCGUUAACGGCGAGAGUGCGAUUAUCGGGCCAAUGCUGCGGAGAAUCAAGUGGAAACGCAACGUAGACGAAGAACACACGUCGGAACCCAUCAAAGUGUGUUCGAAAGCUGACGCUGAAGUGGAGAACGACUCAGCGACUCCCCCGGCGUCGUCCUCGAUCGUCGGCGAGCCAUAUCGGGAGGUGCGAGGUGUUGCCGCGGGUAGCAUAGACAUGCGUGACUUCGUGUCCGAGUCCUCGUCCGCCUACGCCAAGUCCUCCGUCCCCACGGUCAGCAGAUUUCUGCCGGAGAUCCGGAUAGAUCAUUCGGACAACAUCGACCUCGAGAACUACAGCACGAGCCCGCGCAAGUAUCAGGAACCCCCGGUAUUUGUCGACCCGGCGUUUCCGACGCGCGGCACCCGCGUCAACGAGGCGGUGGCCUACGGCGUGAACGAGCGCGGCGGCUUCCGCGGCGACGUGUCGGGCAAGUAUCGCGGGGACGGCAAGAUCUUCCUGCCGGCGACCAGCGUGUCCCCGGAAGCUUCGGCCAAGGUCCUCUGCAGCGCCGACGUGGAGUCGCGAUUGGGCGCGAUGCCGGACGUCACGCUGGCCGUGAAGAGCGACGUCGAGCUAUCGUCGCGAUCGAGCGCGGAGCUGAAGAGCCGGGAGCACGUGGUGAGCGCCAUGCCGGACAUCGCCAACACGAGCGAGCGCAAGCAGCCCGACGGCGAGGAGAAGACACCGGAGAUCGUGGUGACGGCGGGCGGCUGCGACAGCGCGACCAACGGCAUGCUGGACCGUAUCUCUCACGACCUCGAUUAUCUGCUUAAUCGCACGCACGCCAACGAGGGAGCUUGAAAUCUGUCAAGCUCGCGAGAAAGUAUAUUUGCGACAGACGCGUCAACAGACGUAGGUUGUUAAAUUUGUACAAAACGGAUUUCGCCACAAAUUUCCACAUUAAUAAGCGAAUCGCAGAUCAUUUCGUAUCGUACUUGUAUCGUAGUUUAUCUAGGAUAAUGCUCGUCGAUAUGGCGUUUUUCGCUAUGUAACGGAGACUAUAUGAUAACGCGAUGUUGCUCAUUUGCUACAACAUAACUCAAAAAGUUACUUGCCAAUGAUGAGAAUUUAAUACACUAAAUGAAAAUAUAUAGUCAGAUAUUUUUAUUCUUUUUUACAAUUAGUUAUUACACUAAAAUCCCAUUUUAAAAUAAUAUUACAAAAUUUUAACGAUUUAAAUUUAAAACCAUCUCAUCUGGAAAACUUUAUUUUUUGAGUUACGUCAUUAUUGCAGCAAAUGAACGAUACAGUCGUAUUAGGAGCUGCAAACCAAAAUCUCUAAAGUACAUAUAUACAUAUAAUCCUUUCUUAUUUCUUAUACUCUCGCAUGUGUUCGAGACCGGAGCGUCAGACCAAUUGUAAUCUGAUCGCUGAUAAUUGAAUCGGCAAUAGUCGUAAAAGUCGAUGUGACAAGUGAUCAUCAUCGCACUCCAUCCACAUCAGAAAAUUUACCUUAAAUCUCGAAAUUUUCACGCUUUAUUAUAGACACUUGUAUUUACGUCCAUUGUAUAUCGUGAGGAGACCUACCGUACGAAUAAAUGAAUAGAACGCUGAGAAAUCAACUGCGUGAGAAUUCGAUUCGUGUACGAUUUGUACAGAUUUUUCAGAAGGUGAGAGUACUCAAGUCGA